GUUUGUAAGGUGGGAACUCGUGGCUCUCCUGUAAAAAUCCUAGACUGAACGCCGUCAGGGGCACCCCGGGGAGAGGUGGCGAGAUGAGAAGCUUGAAUGCCGCCGCCGGCGUAUUCUGGGGCCUCAGAUGGAGACUUUGAGGGGAAGCCCAGUCCCUAAAGCCACGCGUCCCCUGCCCACCCCUCCUCCCAGCCCGAGAUCCCCCUUCUAAACCAGUGCAGUAAUGUCUCAGGAGGCCAUAUGGGACGGUGACCGGCCUGGCGAGCCCACGGUCAGGCGGGAGUCGCACUUGGAACGCGCAGCCAGGGCCCUGCACAGCCGGGACGUGCUCCUCUGGCGGAACUCGGGCGCGCAGCCCCGCAGCUCUUUUCGGGACAUCGGACUCAACUCGAGCGCUGCGCCCUCUGCCGGCAGGCAGCUGGCGGAAGUACGGGCCGGAAGUCGCGUCAUCCGCCGGCGACGUUCGUCCUGUGAGGCCUGGCGGAGCCCGAACGUGCUGCUAUGGCUUCCAGUGGGGUCGGCGUGAACUCUGUAGGCUCGGCAAAUGAAGGUCCCGAAAUCCCGGACAACGUGGGCGACUGGCUUCGGGGUGUCUAUCGCUUCGCCACCGAUAGGAAUGAUUUCCGGAGGAACUUGAUCCUGAAUUUAGGGCUUUUUGCAGCGGGCGUUUGGCUAGCCAGGAAUUUGAGUGACAUUGACCUAAUGGCACCUCAACCAGGGGUGUAGUAAGUAGAUACAUGGAACCCCUGUCCUGUGUCCCAGCCUUCCAGACAGAGCCACCAAUCUGUGACCCGCACAGACUUGUCUGAUGGAAGCUGAAGUUGGAUUCAGACAGGCACCUUCCUUUUCUCCACUGAGUCCAUUCAGAACUUCACUCGGUCAGCAGACUUCGACUAAAGUGUUGUCCUCUGUUCUGUAAAGUUCUGUACAUAGUUCCCAAGUUUCUCCAAGGGGUGCUCUUUGUUUUUAUGCUGAGGAAUAAUCCUAAUGGUAUUUAACAAAUAUUUGAAAUAAAGAUUGGAUGCAAAGACAGCCGUUUUAUUUUUUUAAUAAGAAACUUC
Messenger RNA from Talpa occidentalis (Iberian mole), 1061 nucleotides. It is a transcript of the gene TOMM6, whose product is annotated as translocase of outer mitochondrial membrane 6. Lineage: Eukaryota; Metazoa; Chordata; Mammalia; Eulipotyphla; Talpidae. Bases 502 to 726 code for a protein of 74 amino acids. Gene Ontology annotation, cellular component: mitochondrial outer membrane translocase complex; mitochondrion. The transcript is spliced from 3 exons. The record is from RefSeq and is a predicted model, not a curated record.